GUGUCGAGGCUGAGUCACCCCGGCUGGCCGUGCCCCUCAGAGCCCGGGCCGUGGCCACCGCCCCCGAGAAGGAAGGGUGGGUGCCCGCUAUGCUGGAGGAGCUCGAGCCUCCUGGGAACUCAGGAACCCCAUUUUUGAGGCCCGCCCAUGGCCCCGCCCCUCCCCAGGAGGGAAAAGGGAGCCGCCAGCCGCUCAGCUCACAGGCACUGGGAGGACCAGAGGACAGACUGCGGUUGCCACUCCAGGCCGGGCCAUGGACCCCCACGAAAUGGCGGUCAAGAACCCCUACACCCACAUCAGCAUCCCCCGGGCUCACCUGCGGCCGGACCUGGAGCAGCAGCUGGGGGCAGCCCCCUGCUCCUCAGAGCUGCAGCCUCUGUCUGGGGGUGCCUGCGCCCUGGAGCCUGGCCGCCUCCUGCAGCCCAUCGAGGGGGCCAAGGGCGCCAAGGGGGCCAAGGGGGCCGCCCCUGUCCAGGGCCAGCUGUCCUGGCAGCAGCCUGGCAACCCCUACUGCAGCGGGCGCCCGGCGGGACUGACCUACAGUGGCCUGCCGCCCAUCGGGCGCGGCGACGACAUCGCCCACCACUGCUGCUGCUGCCCCUGCUGCUCCUGCUGCCACUGCCCGCGCUUCUGCCGCUGCCACAGCUGCUGCUGCGUCGUCUCCUAGCCGGCCCGUCCCGGGCUGCGGCCGGACUCUGCUCCAGCGGCCCUGGCAGCGCAUGGACAUUUGAGGCACCCGCUGGGCCAUCGACAUGGGUGCCGGCCACCUCCCACUCUAGACAGGGACACCUGCGUGCCACCCAGGCCAGCAGCUCAGCUCGGGCCUCUGGAAAGGGGGCCCUGGGCGCUGGCGUGUGGCAGCCGGGUACCCCCCGACCCCUCCCUCAAGGCCCGAGCCGGGUAAUAAAGCAGAGUGCGCUUU
Molecule: messenger RNA, 922 nt
Organism: Myotis daubentonii (Daubenton's bat)
Lineage: Eukaryota; Metazoa; Chordata; Mammalia; Chiroptera; Vespertilionidae
Gene: CYSRT1
Product: cysteine rich tail 1
Source: RefSeq, a predicted model, not a curated record